Magallana angulata is the source of this 1927-nucleotide messenger RNA. RefSeq lists its product as uncharacterized. Lineage: Eukaryota; Metazoa; Mollusca; Bivalvia; Ostreida; Ostreidae. The record is from RefSeq and is a predicted model, not a curated record. The transcript is spliced from 12 exons. Bases 37 to 1809 code for a protein of 590 amino acids.
AUAAUUGUUUGGGAAAAGGUUUAAGUUUUUGACAGCAUGAAUAUAUUUGUGUUGUGUGGGGUAUUGUUCCUUUUAAUAGCAUGUACGGGGACUCAGAAAACUCUGAAUAUCCAUGACCUGCUAGAAAAAUUCUUGAAAACCAAACAAACUUCCUGGAGACAUACCAACAGCGUUAUUAAAUCUGCCAACAUUGCAAACAUCAAAGUUGAUGUAUUGUCUACUUUUGUUUUGAACGGGAGCAUUGAAAGCAAGAAAAGUGUUGAUUGUUCAGAGAUUCUGAGAAAUGAUCCCAGCGUGAAAGGCAGCAAUGGAGUUUAUACAAUAUAUCCGGAUCGUACCAACGCCAAGAAGGUUUUCUGUGACAUGACAACCAACGGUGGGGGAUGGACUGCUAUACAAAAACGGGUAGAUGGUUCAACAGAUUUUUACAGAACGUGGAAAGAAUACAAGGAAGGAUUUGGUAAUCCAUCCCAUGACUACUGGAUUGGUAAUGAUGUAGUUCAUCAACUAACAAAGAAUAGGCCCCAAAAACUUCGUGUUGGUCUUCAAAGAUAUUCUGGAGAAAAAGGUUAUGCGGAAUAUUCACAUUUCGCCGUAGGAAACGAAGACAGCAAAUAUAAGUUGACUCUGUCGGGAUACAUUGGGACUAUUGGAAACAGUCUAGAUAUUCAGAAUGGUAUGAUGUUUACCACGAAGGAUCAAGAUAAUGACGAACUCGGAAGUAUAAAUUGUGCAAAUCACUACUUUGGUGGGUGGUGGUAUAAAGCGUGUCAUGCUACAAAUCUUAAUGGCUUGUAUGCAAAAUCAGCUUUGCUUGACCCGAAGUAUAACACUUGGAAAUCUUGGAUAUCUAACCACGAAGCUUUCAAAACAACAGUCCUGAUGAUACGUCCGGUACGGGAAAAAGGUUUAAUUUUUUUCGACAGCAUGAAUAUAUUUGUGUUUUGUGAGAUAUUUGUCCUUUUAACGGUAUGCAUGGGGAGUCAGGAAACUCUGAACAUCCAUGACCUGCUGGAAAAACUCUUGAAAACAAAUCAAACAUCAUGGAGACAUACCAACAGCGUUAUUGAAUCCUCCAACAUUGCAAACAUCAAAGUUGAUGUAUUGUCUACUUAUGUUUUGAACGGAAGCAUUGAAAGAAAGAAAAGUGUUGAUUGUUCAGAGAUUCUGAAAAAUGAUCCCAGUUUAAAAGGCAGCAAUGGAGUUUAUACCAUAUAUCCGGAUCGUACCAACGCAAAGAAGGUUUUCUGUGACAUGACAACCAAAUGCGGGGGAUGGACUGCUAUACAAAGACGAGUAGAUGGUUCAACAAAUUUUUACAGAACAUGGAAAGAAUACAAGGAAGGGUUUGGUAAUCCAUCCCAUGAUUACUGGAUUGGUAAUGAUGUUAUUCAUCAGCUUACAAAGAACAGCCCUCAAAAACUCCGUGUUCAUCUUGAAAGGUUUUCUGGAGAAAAAGGUUAUGCGGAAUAUUCACACUUCGCCGUAGGAAACAAAGAUAGCAAAUAUAAGUUGACUCUGUCGGGAUAUAUCGGGACUGUUGGAAACAGUCUAGAUUAUCAGAAUGGAAUGAUGUUUUCCACGAAGGAUCAAGAUAAUGACAAGCUUGGAGGUAAACAUUGUGCAAAUGACUUCUAUGGUGGAUGGUGGUAUAAGACGUGUCAUUAUACAAAUCUUAAUGGCUUGUAUGCGAAAUCAGCUUUGCGUAACCCAAAGUAUAACAGCUGGAGAACUUGGAUAUCUGACCACGAAGCUUUGAAAACAACAGUCAUGAUGAUACGUCCAGUCCAAUUUGAAAAGGAUGCUUGACCGAUGUAGAAAACUACAUGUACAAUUAAUAAAGUAGAAAUAAAAUCUUGCAUCAUUCUUUAAAAAAAUAUUCUAUUGAAAACCAUGGAGUUUUGUUUCACUACAAAGAAACCACAAA